Messenger RNA from Olea europaea var. sylvestris, 564 nucleotides. RefSeq names its product protein NDR1-like. The coding region runs from base 1 to 564 and encodes 187 amino acids. The record is from RefSeq and is a predicted model, not a curated record. NCBI's taxonomy places the organism in Eukaryota, Viridiplantae, Streptophyta, Magnoliopsida, Lamiales, Oleaceae. The transcript has a single exon. Gene Ontology annotation, biological process: defense response to other organism.
AUGGACGAAAGCGGAAAAAUUGCGUGUCUAAUCUGUUGCAUUUGCUUCAUUUUGCCAACCAUUCUGAUCCCCAUCGGUUUAUGUCUUCAAAGCAUCAAGCCAAGAUGUUACAUAAAUGACUUUUAUGCUCCUGCCCUCAACACACACAUUCCUUCCAAUGCUACCAGUUCCAACACUUUCAUUUUCUUCGACCUUCAGCUUCGUAAUAUGAUGGAAGAGAACAGCUUACGUUAUGGAGAUCUGAACCUCACCCUCUUCUACGGCCUGGAUGGAAAUAUUCCUGUUGCUAAUUAUACAGUGCCUGGUUUCAAACAGGGUAAGAAGAAUACAAAUGAUUGGAGAGACGUUGUGGAGACUCAUGGACUGCCUUGGGAUGAUGCUAUCAAAGUAGUUUCCAAUGGUUCCAAAGUGGUUUUCAGGGCGGAUUUGGUCGCAGAUGUCAAGUUGAAACAAAUGUUUUGGUCGAAGAAAAAGAAGAUCGUUUUGAAAGCUACCGUCGAAGUCGAUGGUUCUGGUGAGAAAGUCCAUGGGAAACCCAUCAGACUCAAGUCAUUUGCAUAUUAG